Hibiscus syriacus is the source of this 672-nucleotide messenger RNA. RefSeq lists its product as uncharacterized. NCBI's taxonomy places the organism in Eukaryota, Viridiplantae, Streptophyta, Magnoliopsida, Malvales, Malvaceae. The record is from RefSeq and is a predicted model, not a curated record. The transcript is spliced from 3 exons. Bases 1 to 672 code for a protein of 223 amino acids.
AUGGAUGCCGCUCACGCCAUUACUGGAGGCAUGGGUGCACAUUUUAUCCUAAAUGAUGAACUGCAUGGAGCUGUACGAUCAAAUGCAUGCCAUAUAACUAUUGAGUUAUUUUUUUUAGUUCAUUUUCAGAGGGAAUCUGCACUCAAGAAGAAACAUGAAGAGCUUCGCAAAAGUGUUCAUGGAAGUCCCAAUAAUUCUUCUGUUGGUCAUAGUGAAGUUUCAGGUUCACAAGAAAGUCUACUCCGAAGUGGAUUACUAAUCAAUGAAGCCAGACAAGUGUAUGUCCCCUUAAUUAUCCCCAAGGAUGCUAAAUUUGAUACCGAUAACAGAAACAAAAGUUCGAUUCUGAACCCAGGACUAUCAGGGAAAGCACAUAGCAAUGUAAAGAACAUGAUAAGUGCAUUUGAGGGUAGUCUAAAUCAGGAUGCCAGGCCUUCUAUUAAACCACCGCCAAAAGUAUAUCCGACUAGAAAGAUCAGAGCCGAUUCUUCUCUAGCAAAUUCAUCAUCUAAAGGAACUGAGCAUUUGAAGGAGUCAACUGCUGCAUGUAUUCAAACAGAAAGAAAAUUUUCAGAUUUGAAGGACAGAUUUAAAGUUAAAGGAAGUGGAGAAGAAAAUUUCAAGAGAGCAUCAACGACGGAUAAUGGACUUGUUAUAUUUGUAAUCUUCUGA